Molecule: messenger RNA, 1030 nt
Organism: Canis lupus familiaris (dog)
Lineage: Eukaryota; Metazoa; Chordata; Mammalia; Carnivora; Canidae
Gene: RAB27A
Product: RAB27A, member RAS oncogene family
Exons: 6
Coding region: 92-757 (221 amino acids)
Biological process (GO): positive regulation of exocytosis; melanosome transport
Cellular component (GO): melanosome; secretory granule
Molecular function (GO): GTPase activity; GTP binding
Source: RefSeq, marked provisional
UUGGUGAAGUGUUGGGAGCAACUUUUCUAAAAUUUUAGAAAAACAACAACUUAUACUCCCUCCCUCAAGGUGAAGCACUGAGUUCUUCAUUAUGUCUGAUGGAGACUAUGAUUACCUCAUCAAGUUUUUAGCUUUGGGAGAUUCUGGAGUAGGGAAGACCAGUGUACUUUACCAGUACACAGAUGGCAAAUUUAACUCCAAAUUUAUCACGACAGUGGGCAUUGAUUUCAGGGAGAAAAGAGUGGUAUACAGAGCCAAUGGGCCAGAUGGAGCCAUUGGCAGAGGCCAGAGAAUCCACCUACAAUUAUGGGACACAGCAGGGCAAGAGAGGUUUCGUAGCUUGACAACAGCGUUCUUCAGAGAUGCUAUGGGAUUUCUUCUGCUUUUUGAUCUGACAAAUGAGCAAAGUUUCCUCAAUGUCAGAAACUGGAUAAGCCAACUACAAAUGCAUGCAUAUUGUGAAAACCCAGAUAUAGUGUUAUGUGGAAAUAAGAGUGAUCUGGAAGACCAGAGAGUAGUAAAAGAGGAGGAUGCAAGAGGACUUGCAGAGAAAUAUGGAAUCCCCUACUUUGAAACUAGUGCUGCCAAUGGGACAAACAUAAGCCAAGCAAUCGAGAUGCUCCUGGACCUGAUAAUGAAGCGAAUGGAACGAUGUGUAGAUAAAUCCUGGAUUCCUGAAGGAGUGGUCCGAUCCAAUGGUCAUACCUCCACAGAUCACUUGAAUGAAGCAAAGGAGAAGGGGAUCUGUGGCUGUUGAAGAGUCCAGUGAGCUACACAGUAACUCAAGUGGCCCAUGUCUGUGAUCUUCUCUAUGGGUGAUACAUAGCAGAGAGAGUGAUGAACAGGCAUUGUGUACAAAUGGCUUCUACUGUCCCACUUAGGAUCAAUAAAGCAUUUGGUUUUAUGAUUAAUUUGCUGCAGCUUUGUAAAUAUUUAAGAUUCAGCCCGAGAAUUAUGAGAAGUAUUUCACGCAGCCGAAAGUGCCUUAUAAAACCUUAGCCCAUUGCAGUAGAUGAUUCAGGAUUAAGGA